Ochlerotatus camptorhynchus is the source of this 1712-nucleotide messenger RNA. RefSeq names its product zinc finger protein 595-like. Lineage: Eukaryota; Metazoa; Arthropoda; Insecta; Diptera; Culicidae. The record is from RefSeq and is a predicted model, not a curated record. Gene Ontology annotation, molecular function: DNA-binding transcription factor activity, RNA polymerase II-specific; zinc ion binding; RNA polymerase II transcription regulatory region sequence-specific DNA binding. Gene Ontology annotation, cellular component: nucleus. The transcript has 3 exons. Gene Ontology annotation, biological process: regulation of transcription by RNA polymerase II. Bases 81 to 1310 code for a protein of 409 amino acids.
UUCGCUUCACGGACUCAAAAAUUUUCCGAAAACUGCCCGAGGAAGACUGCAAGAGUUGGAUUGACGAGGCAGUCCGGUUAAUGCAGAAAAUGACUGAACAGAUGGUUCUGAAGAGAGAAUCGUUGCACGACAUUGUGUGUCGCCUCUGUUUUGAGACGGAAUCAUCUGCACCGCAAAUUUCUGUUCUUAGUCCAUUCGCUGGUGAGCAAUGUUUGAGUGACGUGAUUCGAACCUGCUUUGGAGUUAAUAUCAAGGAAGAUGAUUUCUGUACCGAUAUUUGCGAACAGUGUCUGGUGAAAGUCGAUUUAACGUGGCAGUUCUACUCUACAAUUAAUGAUAAUUCUAAAGCACUAAAUGACCUGUAUAGUUCUGUGCAAUGCAGGGAUACAUUACCGGACAUCUGCCAAAUAAUGGAUACAACUCCAGCCGAACCAACGCAACGAAAAAGAUUAAGACCGAAAUCAACAACAGCAAAUAAAACUGAACACACUUCUAGUGAUCAGGGUGAACAUUCUGUUACUUCAAUACAUAAUGAAGCUAUUUACAACGAUGACGGCAGUUUACCGGAACAUCCAUUUUUUGCCAAUCAUUCUAUGUGCGCCUACAACUGUCAUCUCUGUCCGCAAAUACUCCAAAGUUCGAAACUUUUGGACAUGCAUCUUCAGCGGGAACAUGCACUAAAAAGCGAAAAAGUACUUUGUCAGUGCUGUGCUAAAUUUUACAAACCUCGAGCGUUUUACGAUCAUUUCAGAUUGCACAGUGACAAAAAAUAUGAUUGCUCAAUAUGUAAUCAAACCUACACCAAUAGUGCCAACCUUCAUCGUCACAUGCGCCUCCACACCAAAAAACGCCCGUUUACUUGUAAUCAGUGUGAUGCCAGUUACAAUCAGUCUGCAUCGCUCAAAAAGCACGUGGAUAAAGUCCACUUAGGAAUCGUUCCGCCAUUUAAGACCAAAUCUUCGAUUGGUGCUCCGAAGCACUCAAAGGCUGCACGCAGCAUGUCGUGCCCGGUGUGUGAGGAAUCGUUUUACAUGCAAAGCAAACUGAUAGCGCACCUGGAGGAAAACCAUCCGGACUAUGAGGUAACAAUCAUUAGAUGCAACCAUUGCCCUGAACGGUUCCUCAGAAAAGCUUCGUAUUAUAACCAUCGACUCUAUCGGCACUCGGAGAAGGACUAUCCCUGUGACGAGUGCGGAGAGGUUCUCGCUUCGGCUCUACAUUUGAACGAGCAUAAAAAACGACACCAUAGGGCCAGGCAUGCUCAUCGAGGGGCCAUCAAGGAUUGUUACGAUGAUUUGUCAGUAGAAUGAUUUUUGUUGUUUAUGCCUUGUUCAGACUGCAGAGUUAUAACAUGUUAUAGCGCUAUCUUGAUAGUGGUUUCUGUAUUGCAAUUAUUUGACAACUGUUUCCACAUGUUAUAACUCUGUAAUCUGAACGUACUAUUAAAAAUAAAGUAUAAGUCGUUACUGCUUUUCUCAUUUAAUGUCUUUUAUGUAGAUGACGGGUUCUGUUUAGGGAUGAUCAAUUUAUUAUGUCACGCUAAAUUGAGGAAAAAUUAACACCUCCUUUUGUGACGUUUUUUCCUAUACUUCAUGCAUUGCUUAUCACAAAAUCAUAAACCCCCUCCCACUUAGAGCGUGACAUAAUGUGCAUCACCCCUUUUAGCUAAAUUACACUUCAUUGAAAACUGCGAAUAACCGAGGGAAAUUUAA